AUUUCUGAUUGUGAAUAGAUUGAAUGGAGUAAAUAGAAUAAAUUCUAUUUAGUGAAUGGAACAAUGGAGUAAAUUCUAUACAUGUCAGUGAUAGGGUUAUAUAAAUUUAUUGUGAGCACUUGCUGAUUCAAGCUUGAUUGAUCUUUGCAACUCUGUAUUUGGGAAAAAAUGAGCAAUACUGCGGAUUUGAUGCGCAACAUGGAUGCCCUCCUAGGAAAAAUUGGGAGCAGCAGCUUAGAGGAUUGUGCUCAAAUACUUCCAUCUGCUCAGACUGCAGAUAUCUACAUAUUAGCUGGAGAGGCUCAUCUGGAGAAACUUAAUGAGAAUCGUUCAAGCAUUGAUGUGGAGGACCAAUUGAAUUUGCUCUGGGAAGCUUUUCACCAGUUCUCCAUGACACAUGCAACGCUCUACUUGCAGCGACACAAGCAGAAACUGCUCAGACAAAGUUGCAGCAACAAGAAGAAGAAGGCCUUGUCAAGUGAUGGUUUGUCAGGCAUGCAUCCUGAACCAGACACAGCUUGUCUACAAAUGGCCAGCUCUCCUGAAGACACUCGUGCCCUUUUGUCUGCACUUCCUGAUGGCUGGACAGUGGUGCAGAUAACAGCAGGUGUUGGUUGUGAAGGCAGUGCUUCACGGCUGCUUCACAUGCCACCAUCUCAUCAUGUGUUGCAUAUUGCCAGAGUUCCUGCAGGCAGUAUAAACAAAUCCCAUGGCCAACUGGUUAUGCAGACAAUUGAAAAUUGUGAUGAUUUGCUGGUGCAAGAAAUGGAAAGCAUCAAGGAGCAGAACCGAGUAAUUAACAAGGCUUAUGCUGACAAUGUCUCCAAGUAUUCUGCCAUGAGGGAACAUCUUGACAACAAACUGCGGGGUGUGGUGCGUGGGCUGGAGUGCUCGUGGCUGGGCGUGUGGAGGUUCCUGCUGUCAGGCGCGCUGCCGCCCCAACUGCAGAGCGACGUGAUGGACGCCGUCAGCGCCGCCGCGACCGUGGCGAAUGUGUCGCUUUCAAGCACCCAGCAAUACUUGCUCAUGCUUGCAGUGAGCUGCCCUGCAGUAGAGCUCAGUCCUCAUGACGACAAGACCAAGAAAGCGCUGGAUGUCCAGGUGGCCUUCCCAGCACAGCUCAGGGUGGUGGUGGGUGCAGUGCUGCAGUAUGUUGGUCACGGGUCGGGCAGCCAGUACCUGCCUGGGGAUCUGGUGGAGGAAGUGCAGUGUCAUGCGUGCGUAAUGCUAUACGGCUGCAGCAGCGUCAGGCUCCAACCCAGAGGCUUCAUACCUGAUCCCUGGGGCGUCCUCCUCAACUACCUCCUUGCUGCCAGCCCCUGCGUGGUGGGGAUGCUGUGGGAAGUGACUGAUAAAGAUACAGACCUGCUGACGGGCGCCAUGUUGGAUCGCAUGCGCGCUGUUCGCAUUGGUAAUUGUGAGGAACCGCUUGAUCUGCCGUCUAUAAUUGCUGCUUCAAGGCCUAUGUGUAACAGGUUUGUGACGGCGGCAGCUAUCGUAGUGUACGGAUUACCGUGUAGCUUCAAGAUGCCAUCAUGAUGCCCAAUUUUGUACCUACAUUGUGAAGCUUGUCAGAUGUAAAUAUAUUUUAAUCGAAGGA
Molecule: messenger RNA, 1600 nt
Organism: Hyalella azteca
Lineage: Eukaryota; Metazoa; Arthropoda; Malacostraca; Amphipoda; Hyalellidae
Gene: Sse
Exons: 11
Coding region: 169-1539 (456 amino acids)
Biological process (GO): meiotic chromosome separation; proteolysis
Cellular component (GO): cytoplasm; nucleus; centrosome
Molecular function (GO): cysteine-type endopeptidase activity
Source: RefSeq, a predicted model, not a curated record